Leptopilina boulardi is the source of this 912-nucleotide messenger RNA. RefSeq lists its product as uncharacterized. Lineage: Eukaryota; Metazoa; Arthropoda; Insecta; Hymenoptera; Figitidae. Gene Ontology annotation, biological process: DNA integration. Gene Ontology annotation, molecular function: nucleic acid binding. The record is from RefSeq and is a predicted model, not a curated record. The transcript has a single exon. Bases 1 to 912 code for a protein of 303 amino acids.
AUGGCAAAUUUGCCAACAGCACGCGUAACUCCAGAACGGCCUUUUUACACGUCUGGUGUUGAUUACGCGGGGCCUUUUUAUCUUGUAGAAAAGUCUCGAAGUCGCUCUCAAACCAAAGCUUAUAUAUGUAUCUUUGUAUGUUUUGUAACGAAAGCGGUACAUAUCGAAUUGGCACAAAAUCUUUCAACAGAUGCCUUUUUUAAUUGUUUACGACGAUUUGUAUCGAGACGAGGACUGUGUAAAUAUCUUUAUUCUGAUAAUGGAACAAACUUUGUCGGAGCAAAAAAUGAGCUCAAAGAAUUAAAAUCCUUAUUGUCUAAUAGCAAAUUUCAGGAAAAUGUUCUCAGUUUUUUAUCCACUCAGCAAAUUGAUUGGAAAAUGAUUCCCCCCGCAACACCACAUUUUGGUGGACUUUGGGAAAGCGCGGUAAAAUCGGCGAAAUAUCACUUACAUCGCGUGGUAGGUGAAACCCGACUUACUUAUGAAGAAUUGUAUACUGUUUUAACACAAGUGGAAGCGUGUCUGAAUUCGCGUCCUUUGUCUCCCCUCUCACCAGACUUACAGAAUAUUCAACAAAAUCGACUAAAUCGAUAUCAGCAUAUGCAAUAUAUGACUCAACAUUUCUGGCAACGUUGGCAGAAAGAAUAUUUAAGUCAACUACAACAGCGUUACAAAUUGUCACAACACAAAGAGAACCUUAUUGCUCCGGGUACAUUGGUAAUUUUGAAAGAAGAUAAUUUACCACCAACAAGGUGGCGAUUAGGUCGAAUCACAGAACUUCAUCCAGGUAGUGAUAAUGUAACACGCGUAGUCUCUAUCCGAUUAGCAAACACUAUUGUAAAACGCCCGGUUUCUAAGGUGUGUAUUCUCCCGAUUGAGGAAUAUACAGACAAUAACAAGCAAACACAAUAG